AAAAUGAAAAAGUUGAAGAAGUAGUUAUUGCGGUUGAAAAAGUUCUAACUGAGGACGAAUACAAAGAAAAAGUUAAAGGUAUGCAGGGAAACAUUGAUUAUCCCUAUAUCUCUUAUGCUGUGGACCGGAAAGUGAAAAAGGAGACCGUGGCUUCGGAGCAAGCAGGCAGAAGUAAGCGAGGAGUAGUAAUGUUUGCGGAUAUCUGCGAAAAAUUACGAAGUAAAGAAAAAUUAGACCUGCCAAAGAAAAUUAGUUUGAGUAGUUUGGCAAAAAAAAUAGGACUAGAAAAACUUAACUCUGAAUACGGAGAAAAAUACAACUUUAUGAUUGUUAAAAAAGGAGAAAAUAAUUAUACUAUUUGGGAUACCUCUAAGUAUGAUGCUGGUUUUGGAGUUAAGAAAGAUGGAAAGGCAGAAAGAAUAAAAAAUAUUCAAUUGCUUUAUAAAAAGAGAAGCGGCGAUAAAAAAUGGUUGACUAAAAAUUACCGAUUGUCAGUAAGGCCGCGAGAAGUUUUUACUUUUGAGAAUUCUGAAAAAGUGGAUGGUGAAUUAACCAAGUUAAUUGGACUUCCUUUAAUUUACACCGGGACAACAAAUAAUAAUGUUUCCUCUAUAAACACAGUAGGCCUUGUUUAUGAUAAAAAAGAAAACUCCCAAACUAUUUAUCCGGAACACGGCAACAAAAUAAUCAAAAUCAGCAAUGCUAUUAAUAACAUUAACGAAUUAGGAGCAGGAGCAAAGUCAAUUAACAAAGUUGGGGCUUCUCUCAAACUAUUAAAAAUUAAUAUUUUAG
This is a messenger RNA of Racocetra persica, 792 nucleotides long. Lineage: Eukaryota; Fungi; Glomeromycota; Glomeromycetes; Diversisporales; Gigasporaceae. The record is from the annotation of a GenBank genome assembly.